AUGUUGUUUUUCUUAGCGACGGUUUUCACGCUACUGGCAGUCGUGGUAGACUGCACUGUGGGCGCAUGCGGUUCAUGGCAGACGCAGAUCAACAUCUCCAUGUGCAACUGGCAAGGACUGCGUGCCAACGUUCUUCGCGAUACGAUCUAUCUAGAUGGAGGACAGUUAUGGCUUCAGCAAGGAUUUUCAGACGGCUGCGUUAAUCCUAUUAAUGAUGGAAAUCUAGAGGGCACCAUUUAUUACCUUAAUCUUUCUACACCUUUCAACACCAGCUCGGAUUUCAUGAACGUCCUCAAAAAUACGAGCGUUGCCGGUGGUGCUGCUAAUAACAUAGCUCCAAAUUACGUUGACGGCGUGAUGUUUGCCAACGACGAUGAGUUUUACCUCUAUGGAGGCAGGGCCCAUGCCAAACCGUCCAGUGAACAGCCACCCGAUAACGAGGUUCUUGGUUACGAAGCCUACCAGUAUGGCCCAUAUCGUAGUAGCUGGACGCCUGGCUGGCACGAAGGGUACCUUUCUACCAACGUCACAAGAUAUAUCACCAAUGGCGCUGGAGUGUCGGCACCCAGCGAGAACCUGGGUUUCUACUUUAGCGGAAUGCGCGCCCCGGACUGGGGAUAUUUUAGCUACGGUUACCCGGAGCCCAACAUAACGGCUGAUACGCUCAUUACCGUGGAUAUGUCCGUGAUGAGGGAUGAGAAGUGGUACAAUCAUACACUACCAAGCUAUGUCCCUGGCCGUGCUAAUGCAGAGCUGGUUUGGGUGCCUGUGUCUGAUUCUGGAGUUCUGGUGGCCAUUGGGGGAGUGGUUAAUCCAAUUGAAAUGUGGCGAAACGGGCUGGACAAAUCGCAGACGGCAGAGAGCAAAAGAGUCAGCCCGACAUUUAUGGACACGGUCUCCGUUUACGAUGUGAAGAGUCAAACAUGGUAUCUCCAAAACACGACGGGUGAUACGCCGCCACAGUUGACGCAGUUCUGCUCUGUGCUUGCUAGCGCGGCCGACGGCUCCUCGCAUAAUAUCUAUAUCUACGGUGGGUACAGUGGUCUCGUCUAUGACGAGAAUGCGUCAGAUGAUGUAUAUAUCCUGUCUCUGCCUUCCUUUAAAUGGAUCAAGGCGUACAGCGGCACAAACACACACGGACGAGUUGGGCAUCGAUGCAUCAAAGUAUAUCCAGACCAGAUGCUGGCGCUUGGGGGAAUGCGUAUCGAUUCAACGCACUGUCUAGAGGAUGGUGUCAUCGUCAAUUUUAACCUCAACAGCCUACGGUUUGAGGACUAUGAUCCCACUCAGUGGGGAGGUGCAACCACCACUGCCCCAUCAUCAUGGACCAACACCUCUCUAGCCGGAAUGUUUGACAAGAAGUACAGCAAGACAAUCGAAACCUUCUGGCCCUAUAAAAAUGGCUCCAGUACCGCCGGAAGAAACUCCAAAAGUGGCGGACUUGCCACCUGGGCUGCCGCAGUGAUCGGUGUGCUCUGCGGUCUCUUCGGCAUUGCGCUCCUUGCAGUAGGGCUCUGGUUGUGUCGCCGACGUCGCAAUCAACGCCGUGCUGUAGCAGUCGCGGCUACAACGGAGAGCGAUACCAAGGAAAAGCCUCAAUCGAUGUAUUCAGGCGGACCGACCUCCCCCGGCCCUGGUCCAGUAUCUGAAUCCACAGGCGUAGAAACGACGCAGGAUUCAGCCCUCACUUCGGUAACUCCUGGUACAGUUGAAUCCGGAGGAGACGAGGUAUAUGAGUUGCAUGAUUCCUCGCCCGUCGAACUUCCUACGCAGUUUAACGUUUCCCGUUCCACGCCCAGUAUGUCCCAACAGCUGGGUCCAGUGCGAGACUCCCACUCUCCAGUCUCCCUACACACUCGUGGUGAGUCUGACUCGGGACAUUCCUAUCCGCCAUCGCACUACCGGCGCCCAUCAUCACUCUCGACAGCACCGUCCUUCUCGAUCGAUAAUGUGGUCACCGGCCGGUCGUCGUAUUUCCAGGAAUCUUUGGACAAUGAGAACAUGCAGCGCCCACGUCAUCGAUCUGAGAUUUCAAACGCGAGUGUCAGUUCAGAUGAGAGAGGAUGA
This is a messenger RNA of Aspergillus chevalieri, 2067 nucleotides long. RefSeq lists its product as uncharacterized. The record is from RefSeq and is a predicted model, not a curated record. Gene Ontology annotation, molecular function: protein binding. Lineage: Eukaryota; Fungi; Ascomycota; Eurotiomycetes; Eurotiales; Aspergillaceae. Bases 1 to 2067 code for a protein of 688 amino acids. The transcript has 7 exons.